GUUGAUGCGGACGUGCGCCAUCCGCACACCAAACCCGCAAAAAUGGUCGACUGGAAGGGUUUAUUUGUAAAAGCAUAUUGGACGUUUGCGGGCCUGGGUAUGAUAUGGGCUGUUUUUAUUGGCUCGUUGAUUAGUCCUACCCUGCAGAGACAUGCUCUCUAUGCGCAUCGGUUUAAUACGAAUUUUAUGGAUAAUAUUUCGAAUCCCGAGGAAUUUGGAUUUGCGAAGGGCCAAGUCCAGCCUUUCCGGCUCACUACUGCGGACGAUGAGAAUCUGUUUUGCUGGCAUGUGAUUCCUCUAGAUGUUUAUCUGGAGAAUGAACAUGAACUUUCGACCGCGGCGGCAGUAGGUCAGACGGUGGAUGGAUUGAAGGGGACGGUUGGAGAGAAGCUCCUGAGCAUGGAUCUCGAGAGUAAGGUUGUGGUGAAUUUCCAUGGGAAUGCCGGUCACAUCGCCCAAGGCUACCGCCCCUCAACUUACCGUUCAAUUUCCGGCAUCCCAAAAACUCAUCUCCUGACCUGCGACUACCGGGGCUUCGGUAUCUCCUCGCUCAAGAACGCCCCUCACAUUCCCACCGAAACCGGCAUCAUCACCGACGCCAUAUCCCUGGUAUCCUAUGUCUGUCAUAACCUCAGCCACCCAGUGUCCCGCACCGUCCUCCUCGGCCAGAGUCUCGGUACAGCAGUAACAGCCGCCGCUGCCCUGUACCAUACUGACCCCAAUUCCCCCGAACUCCCACACGACCUCGUACGGCCCCGCGCCCCAGGAUCCAGCACCAAAGCCCCGAAACCUCCCACCGAAACCUUCGCCGCCAUCGUCCUCGUCGCCCCCUUCCGCACGCUACCCCUCCUCCUCCAACACUACCGCAUCUCCGGCCUGAUCCCCGUUCUCAAACCCCUCCAAGGCUACCCACGCAUCGCAAACUACCUCGCCUCACGCAUCGUGGACCAGUGGCCCACGCAAGCCCGGCUAGAAGCCCUCAUCUCCUCAGACGCCGCCCGCAAACUCGGCUUUAGAAUCUCCCUCCUGCACGCCCGCAACGACCAGGACAUUUCGUAUUUCGAGAGCGAGAGCCUGUUUGCGCCCCUGCAGACGCUCAUGCUGGCGUCCGGAAACGCCGCCGCGGAUGCUGCGGGAAGCGAUGUCUCGGCUGAGGAGACGAGGCGCAGUGUGCAUGGCGGGGAGCGCGUGAAGCGUGGUGCAUUUGCGUACAAGAAGGUGGAGGAUAGCAAGGGAGAACGGCUGAUCGAGCUGGAGGUUACGAGGUACGGUGGGCACAAUGAAGUUGUGGGGUGGUCGCAGGUUGCGCUGGCGGUCAGGAGGGGGUUUGAGAAGAGGAGGCUGAGACCAGGAUUGGAUGUGGAGUAA
Exserohilum turcica Et28A is the source of this 1368-nucleotide messenger RNA. RefSeq lists its product as uncharacterized. The coding region runs from base 43 to 1368 and encodes 441 amino acids. The record is from RefSeq and is a predicted model, not a curated record. Lineage: Eukaryota; Fungi; Ascomycota; Dothideomycetes; Pleosporales; Pleosporaceae. The transcript is spliced from 4 exons.